This is a messenger RNA of Puccinia triticina, 1293 nucleotides long. RefSeq lists its product as uncharacterized. The coding region runs from base 1 to 1293 and encodes 430 amino acids. Lineage: Eukaryota; Fungi; Basidiomycota; Pucciniomycetes; Pucciniales; Pucciniaceae. The transcript is spliced from 5 exons. Gene Ontology annotation, molecular function: protein binding. The record is from RefSeq and is a predicted model, not a curated record.
AUGAGCUUUCGAUCUCCACCUAUGGCCCUCGUCCAAUGUGUCUUACAGCUCUGGUUAGCUGUUGGACCCUUGGCUUCAUUGGAAUCCUUUUCAUCCUUUCCGCUGGUUGGGUUUCAAUUUCCAGCUCUCCCGGCUAGUAAUUCGAUCACCACUCCGAUCCGGUCGAUAGUGCCUAACGAGCAAGAAGACAAUCAUAAAGUCGAAUCUCCGUUUAAAUCACGACAUUACGUUUAUGAUUACAGUCAAGUAACCGAGAUACCAAUCGAGCCCUCUGACGACAAUCCGUCCCAGGACGGUUUCACCAAGCAACGUUGCUAUCCAGGUUCAGACCCUACAGAAGAACAAUAUUGCGUUUAUGCCAAUCCAUCGUUUGGAGAGGACCGGGGAAUGGUACUUUACAUCCGACCAUCGCACUUACUAAAGAAGCUGGACUCGUUUACGAUAUUCAAGCACGACUCUCACUUGUUAACAGAUAAAAGACGAGCAGAAUUUCCUUACAAGCUGGUCCACAUGCCCACGAAAGGCGGGCUCGGAGCAGUCGCAGACAGGAAAAUUAACAUUGGCGAGGUUGUUAUUGAGGACUACUCAUUGAUCGUGAUCACUGCCGAUAUUUCUGAAAUCGACCUUCAGGAGUGGGCACCAAGACUCAAGUACAUGGUUGAUUUAUUGCCAAUCAAGGGUCACUUGAACCAUGAUUGCCGUCCAAACGUGGGCUACGUGUUCAACAACGUAACUCUUCAAGUUGAGAUGCACGCACUGCGGGAAAUCGCGCCAGGGGAGGAAUUGACUAUUUCUUAUAUCAAAUUGGUCCAAUCGCGUGAAAAACGACGCGCAAAAUUGCAUCAUACUUACGGCUUCCACUGUGGUUGUUCCCAAUGCUCGUUGUCUGAUGCUGAGAGUGCUGCUUCCGACCUACGUCUUGAAAAACUUAUUGAAAUGUGGGAUGUUGUUGCUGACUGGGAAGCUACACCACCUCCUUCGCCAGCCAUGGCCGAGGAAAUCAUUGAGAUUUUCAAAACAGAGCGCAUGGAUGUGGUUAUGGAAGAGCCUUAUACGAUGGCAGCCCUGGUUUAUAACUCAUGGGGCUUAACUCAUGAGGCCCGAAAAUAUGCGUCCCUGGCGAUUUCUUACGGGGCAUACGUUAGUGGCAAAACAUGGAUAGAAGAAUCACCUCAUUUAUCGCUUAUCUACGACCCAGAAAACCAUUGGUCGUACAAUAUCAGAAAAGAGAUGGAGUCUGGAGAAGCCCUGUCGAAUAGUGCCAAUCAUAUUCAUACUCAUGCUGAGCUAUGA